UUUAUCUGUCAUUGGGAAAUAGGCCAGGGACAUCAACAUCUAUUGCCGCUUUGAUUCCGGCCGGUUGGAGCCCCAUACACCGAUAACCAUCUACGGGAAAAGGACGGGUCUCAUAUAUUUUCGUUUUCUCCUUUGAGGAUGCAGAUGCUCUUCACUAUCAUCAACAUCGUCGGCUAAUCAUUUCUCUCUGAGCAAAGACCCUUCAAUUUUGAUGAACUCUUGAAUGAACUAUCUCAACAUCAUGAAGUUUCUUCUAGCGGUACUGUGCAUCUACACGAUGGCGGUCCAUGGUGUGACGUCACAAUACUUGGGAAAAACUGACGAGCGCGCGGCCAUCCCUCCCCCGGACGACCCGGGUCACAACACCCAUCAGGAGGCGGUCAUCUUCUCCUGCCUAGCCGUCGUCGUCGUCUUCGCCGUACUUUGCACGCUCAUCCUCUGGUUCGUCGUCGAGCGAAAUAAGAGCGAUAUCCGACGCCUCGACCAGCUCAUCCCCGAGAUCGCCGAGAGGAUGAGGAAGGAGACGAUCACCGUGAACGGGACGCUGAUGUCGGGAACGUUGACGGCGUCGCACGAGUUCGAAGCCGAGUUUCUGACAAAUGAGGAGGUGCAACUGACGUCGUAUAGGAGGCAGCAGGAAGGUGAUGCGACAGCCGAAGCUAGCGCACCACCUGCCGAACCUGCAAACGGUGAUGUACCACGAGAUCACGAGGGAGACCACGGGGUUGAUGCUAAUGACGCGGUACGAACCGAUGCGGUAACUGAUGAUAACCAAAACGACGUUGGAAGACACAGUCAGCGGCGCGAGAGAAGCGAACGACACAACGAACAUCGCGUUGAACAUCACAACGAACGUCACAAUGAACGGAAUGACGAUGGCAGUCACGAACGGCGCCCACAUCAUCACAAGUCCUACGAGCGACAUUCGCAUGACCGUCAUUCAACGCCACACGAUUACACCGAAGUCGCUCUGCGUCACAACCGCUCCCGUCCGCCGCCGCCUUCGUACCGCCACACCUACGAUAACACGUACGACAACCCGGUCAUGUCAAUGCAGGACGAGCGGGAUUUUCGACGCGAACGCAGGAACGGCCCGACGCCGACGCCCGCACCUAAACCUGCCAAGCGUUCAACACGUCCAGUAUCUGCUUAUGAGGCCUCCGGAAGUGAAUACCCGGGGAGGCACUUAGGCCAAUCUCUAUCAUAG
Messenger RNA from Strongylocentrotus purpuratus (purple sea urchin), 1207 nucleotides. RefSeq names its product splicing factor U2af large subunit A-like. The record is from RefSeq and is a predicted model, not a curated record. Bases 224 to 1207 code for a protein of 327 amino acids. The transcript is spliced from 2 exons. NCBI's taxonomy places the organism in Eukaryota, Metazoa, Echinodermata, Echinoidea, Camarodonta, Strongylocentrotidae.